CAGCAUUUAACCUAGACGCAAAGCCAGAAAGAGUAUGGCUGCGUACUGUUUCACGGGAUGACUUCGGUAAUGAAAAUGAAUAACUGUUUAGUGUUCACGUGAAUUAUCGUUGUUUUAAAUAGCUUAGUUAGCAUGGAGUUGGGUUUAUCCAACACGUUGUUGGCGGGUGAUCCACGAUUAGUCGAUCAUAUCGUUGGAGAAGUUAAAUCCCAAGGAAUUUUUGAUCAAUUUCGUAAGGAAUGUAUCGCUGAUGUUGAUACGAAGCCAGCAUAUCAAAAUUUACGUACAAGAGUCGAAGGAUCCGUGAAUACUUUCCUUAGCAAACAAUCAUGGAAACCAGACUUAAACAAAAAUCAAUUGAGGGAGACUUUACGCAAACACAUACACGAGGUUCCUUAUUUGGACGCCGGUGUAGAGCGUAUAGUAGAUCAAGUAGUAAAUCCAAAAAUAUAUUCUGUCUUUAUGCCUCAGAUCGAAGAUGUAGUAUACAAGUUUUUGGGCAUAGAAAGACCCAAGGCAAGGGAACGAAACGGUGCGUGUGGCCUUAAAGAUUUGUUACCUAAGGAUUUAGAUCCUGUUUCGCCGGAGUCUGACAAAAAUAGUUUGAAAGAUGUGUCUUUGGAGUCUAUGGACCCCAUGGAUGAUUUGGAGUUGAAGAAAGAUGAAAAGUCGUCUUACGAACAGAAAUUGGAAGAGGAAGAAGCUCUGAACGAGAAAAACAAAAGUAAUACUUUGGAAAAUGGGGAAAUCUCAUUCGAAGAGAAAACAUUAGAUGAAAGUGGCAAAAGUUUUAAUAAGACUGGUAGUAAUUUAAAUUUAAAUACGUCUGGGAGGUCUGAUGAUAAAACGGAAGAAGACGAGGAGGACAGUCCUACUUUUGAACCUAUAGAUAUUAUGAAUUUAAAUGAAUCUAAUGUCUCUAACGAUUCACACUUAUCGGGAAUAUCGGAAUUAACCAGCCACAGAUCAAGGAGCCCUGAAUACUGUAACGAACUAUCUAGAGAUAAUUUUGAUUAUAGUAAUCAGGAUUCGCAGCUAAGCAAAGUCUCUUCGGACUCUCGGUUGUCGAUCGUGACAGACUUUGGAUCUUCGAAUCAUGCGUCGACGCCGAUACAGGAUGCUCUAAAAGAUGAAGUCAAUAAAGACAAAUGUGAUGUUAAGGGAGUUAAAGACAAUUUUAAAGCCGUCAGAGAAUACGAAUGUAGUAAAAAUAAAAGUAAAAAUAUUUUUGAAUUAAAUAGAGGCAAAGAUGUGCACGAUGUUAAAGAUUCUAAAAAUAUUAAGUACAAUUUAUCCUCGAAAGAAAAUUCUCGCGACGCGACAGAUAGUAGUGUAAAAGACAAAUACGAGCAAAAGAAUAACAGAGACAGAAGCAGGGAUGGCGAAUCUAAAUCAAAAUCAAGAGAAAAGAAUCACACAAAAGAUGGAAAGCAUCAUAGGGACAGGAGUAGCGAGAAAAAGAAGCAAAGAAGUCAUAGUAGUACAAAGUCCGAUAAAUACGACAAAAGUAAAUCCAAAGAGAAAACCGAUCAACCAAGAGAAAGUGGAGAUAAAAAUAAAGACUUGGAAAAGGAUGGUUACGUCAAGGUAAAGGAAGAUAAAACAAAAGAAACGGAUAAGAAAGACAGUGUUAGUAAAGAAGGAAAGGAUUUAAAAGAUCUCUAUAAAGAAAAAAUUAGGGAACUUCGAGAAAAGAAGGAAUUAACGGAGAAAGAAAAAUUAAAUAAAGACAGUAAAGAAACAAAGCCGAACAAGGAAAAUAAAGAAAAGAGAGACCCUCAGAAGGACAAGAAAUCUUAUAAAAAAGACCACAAAAGUUCUUCCAAAAAUUCUUCGUUAAGUUCUCAUGAAAUUAAAGCUAUAAAAACUUCCGAUAAAGUCGAUGGAAAGGAGAAACGAAGCGAGUCGAAAGAUAAGGGUAAACGAGAUGAAAAACGUAGCUCGAAAGAUGUAAAGUCGAAAAAUCAUGUAAAUAUUAAAUCAGAUUCUACGGAAAAAUCUGAUAAACAAGAUGGAAGGAAACUUGUAAAGAACGAAAAAGAAGAGAAAAUUGAAAAAUCUGAUAUAAAGAAAGAUGUUAAAUCGAGCAGUGAAAAGGUAAAUGGUAAAAAAGAUAUAAAAAAUCAUAUACAAAAUAAAAGCUCGACACGAAAUGAAAAAUUGGAUAAUAAAAAAGAUAAUAAGAAUGAUCCACAAAAUAAGGACAAAAAGCGAAAGGAUGAAAAGAAAUCCAAAUCGAAAGAUGAUCAUUCUAGUUUACGAAAAAAUUCUAACGAUCGGCGUUCGACGGAUAGAGAUGGAUCAAACGGGUCUAGUAGUAAAAGUUCACAAUCUAGUACUUCCAAUUCUAACAUUGCAAACAGUAAAUCAAAUGCGUCUACCUUAUCCAAAGAAACAAAUCAUAUGAGUAAUUCUGGUAGCGAAACGUCGGAUAACAUCGAGGAAGCGCAUACAAAUGAAUUGAAAUUGUCGUUAGAAGAACAGGAUUAUAAAUUAAACAAAGAAUUGUAUACAGAGUGCAAAACAGACGAUAGUAGUAAUUACGAAACGCAUACUAAACACGAAUCGGAAUCUAACGACAUCAACUUGCCCCUGAAGAAACGACAGUUAUUUGACGACGGCAACAAUGCUUUAGGAGAAAUAAAAGUGAAGAAACCAAAAUUUGCAAAGAAUUUACACGAGGCUAAGAAAUUAAUGAAAAUUAGAAAGCAGAUAGAGAAGCAGAAGCUGAAAGAGAGUAAGAAGAUAGAGAAAAAACUCCAGCAAAAAGUAGAAGCUCCGGUGCAAUCGAAUGCCGUGAAUACUGACAACUUGGAAAGUGUACCAGACGAAGAACGAGUUCAAAUAAUAGAAAUACCAGAUGAGGAGUACGAAGAGCCGUAUCCUGAGAACCAUACCAAUUUGACAUUGGAAGAAAGAUCGAUAAUGAUGUUACAAAGCGAAGCAGGUGCAAAGGAGUUAUUGGAAACGCGUUCCGAUUUAAAAUUAAAAUUGUCAGACAUGGAAUUAUGUAUACAGCAAUCAUUGAGCGAAACGCUUCCUAAUAUGAUGCUAGAAAACGUACCUUCGCAACAAGAAAGCGAUGCGCAAACAAUAGUUUCCAACAGCGAGGGGAAGGGAGAGUUACAAAAUAAAGAGUCGCUGACUUCUGCGAUGGAUGAAACAAUAGAAAGUAAUAUAACAGAAUCAGAAAAUAUAGAUGUCCGCGUAGAAAAAUGUUCCAAGCAAAAUGAGUUACAGCACGAACCUAGUACAUCUAAAUUAGAUAAACAUUUAAUAUUUCAAAAAUCUAGCUCUUUCGACGGUAAUACAGACGAAUAUAAUGAUAAAUAUAAAACUCCAGAACAGUUGAACGCAACAAAUGGUUCAGUAGACGAUGUAAAUUAUUUAAAAGAUAAAAGAUUCGUGGAAGUAUCUACGUUGUCGAAGCCUAAAGAUAAAGAUAACAUUUCCCAGGAUAUUCUAAAUAAUAGCUAUUCUAAAGUAAGCAGAUCCAUCGUUAAAGAUCAUGUAACAAGCGACGAGAGGUCUGCAGAAUCUACAUCGACGACAGCCGAAGAGAACGAAGAUUGUCGUUAUUUCAAAGCAGAUAACAAACAAUCAGAAAAAUUCUCGAAUUUCUUAGAAUCAUUGGAACUAGUAGAAAGUAGUUCUUUGGAAGAUAUAAUAGAGAGUUUAGGAGGACAAGUUGUGUCGUCGGUACCGAAAGCUAUGGCACCUCCUUUACCGAAACGCAAACACUCAACUAGCCCCUUGACGGAUAUAUUAUUAAAUAACUCGAAUAAUAACAACGACGGUCAUAAAAGGGCGCUAAAUUUACCAAACGAAGAUGUUUUGAAUAGUAUAAAAAAAAGGAAACUUGUCGCACCUAAGAAGCAAAGACUUCAAGCAAACAUUUGUACUCCUCAAGGACUUUUAAACGGAGAAAACUUUGUUAUGCCCCUAAGUCCGGAAAGCGAUGUAUCUGCGACAAGUGAAAAAAUACCAUCGUCAAAUCUAAUUAAAGAAGAUAAAGGCCGGCAUAGAAGCAGUCAACGUUAUUCAAGCGAUGACUUAUACAAACCACGUCCAUUAUUUUCAAGUUCUUCUCGCAGAAGUAGGAGAUCUAACCAAGCAUAGCUAGUAGCACGUAGUUUGAGGUGUUAAAUUAUGUUUUA
This is a messenger RNA of Hylaeus volcanicus, 4157 nucleotides long. Its product is annotated as biorientation of chromosomes in cell division protein 1-like 1. The transcript is spliced from 3 exons. The record is from RefSeq and is a predicted model, not a curated record. Lineage: Eukaryota; Metazoa; Arthropoda; Insecta; Hymenoptera; Colletidae. The coding region runs from base 133 to 4119 and encodes 1328 amino acids.